AUGAUUGCCAACCUAGCCAUCGUAGUGGUCUUCGGCAUUGAUCUGAUGACUCUGCUAUACAUGAUCACCCAGCAUCAGCCCAGCAGACGAGCAGAACCUGAUGAGACGCGGCCACCUCUCAAGCUCCCGCUGAUCGGUGAUCUUCAUAGCUCUCCGAUCGAUAAGCCCCUCGCCAACUGGGACGACUGGGCGCGGCGAAAUGGGCCCAUUACCGUUUCCAGGCUAUUUGGGAUCGCCCCAGUCGUGAUACUCAACUCUUACGAGGCGGUCACUGAAUUGUCAAGUCGCCGCAGCCAGUGGUAUAGCAACCGGCCGCGUUCGGCGACGAUGGAGAUAAUUACCGGAGCAGAGCCCGGACAGUCUCGAUUCACUCUGAUGCAUGACUACGAUGAUCACCUCAGGCUGCAUUCACAGACUGCUAGCUCCAGUCUUGGGGCCCUCGCGGCGCCGAGAUAUCAGCCGUUAACGGAACUAGAGAACAAACAGUUGCUCUGUGACCUCAACGAUCUAUCCCCACCUGGAACGCACCCAGUCAAGUAUUAUUCUAGGGUUACAUUACGGCCUGCGAAUCCUCCACCCCCCGAAGACGAACUUCUGCAGGAAAUUAUCGGCAUCCAGGCCCAAGUGACCCAUCUAGCUGCUAAUCCCAGCCUACCAGAUCUUAUUCCAACCUUGCGCCAACUGCCUGAAUCUACCUCCCUGAAACGUGCCGCCGAUGAGCUCUUCGCAACCCAAUUGGACCUCUACACGCAGGAAGCCCUUGCAACGGCCGAGAAGUACACGGCGGUACCAGGUCUGGACCUUGCAUUCGCUCUGGCCACAUCUAUCCAAGGUGGGAUGGAGACUUCUUCCCGUCAACGCAGAGGCUCAACGACGGGCAAGAGAAUUGCUACAGAUGGGGCCUUUCUGCAGGUAGCCAACUUGUUGUGGGCGUUUGAUAUUAUGCCGGUGGAAGGGGAAGAAAUGGAUCCAUGGGCCAUGACUGUCGUGGGUUUCAUGACGAUGCCCAAGGAGCUAAGGAUGCGGCUGAAGCCUCGCGGUGACUGGGUGAUGGAGGCCAUCAAACGGGGACCUAAGAUCGCGGCGGAGGACUUGGAUCAAGUGGUAGGGUCUGUCAACGAUGUGGAGGGUCAAGGGCAAGGGAUUGCCGACCGCGGCCUGAUUCUCCGCAUUCCCGACCGGCCCAGCGACUGGAGAGAGCAGCCUCUCGUUGUCCGGGAUAAGACCCUACACAGUCUCGCUGCAGUCAAAGAUGGACGAUAA
This is a messenger RNA of Aspergillus tubingensis, 1263 nucleotides long. Its product is annotated as cytochrome P450. The transcript has 5 exons. The record is from RefSeq and is a predicted model, not a curated record. Lineage: Eukaryota; Fungi; Ascomycota; Eurotiomycetes; Eurotiales; Aspergillaceae. Gene Ontology annotation, molecular function: oxidoreductase activity, acting on paired donors, with incorporation or reduction of molecular oxygen; heme binding; iron ion binding. Bases 1 to 1263 code for a protein of 420 amino acids.